CCCGAGUGUAGCUGCUCUGUAGACGAGACACGCGGGAAACGACUCUACAUCAGGGGUCAUGACUGCUUCUGACACAGGAAAUGUAAAAAAAAACUGAAAGCAGCUUUGUGAAGAUAAUCGACUUGCAAACAGAGAGCGAGAUCAGGCGUUCACCAGAAUGGAGUCAUCGCUCGAGCAUUUAUAGUCUUGUGGUUUGAACAACUGUUAGUCUCCUGGUCAGAGUUUUAACAUGAAUUUGCUUCCUCAAACGCACACGAAGGUCCUCGCUCUGAGAGGAGAGAUGUCACGGCAAGAUCAACGCUUCAGGAACCGAAUAAAAGGCAGAAAAUGCUGUGAAUGCAGUGCGUCUCUGUCCCGCUUUUACUACGAGAAAGAUGGACGUCUCUUUUGUAGUAAGGACUACUGGGCAAAGUUCGGGGAGCUUUGUCAUGGCUGCUCUGAGCCGAUCACCACUGGGCUCAUCAUGGUUGCAGGUGAGCAGAAGUAUCACCCCGAGUGUUUCACCUGCCUGAACUGUCGCACGUUCAUCGGCGAUGGAGACAACUACGCUCUGGUGGAGAGGUCCAAGCUGUACUGUGGACAUUGUUAUUACGAGACCAUCGUGACGCCGGCGACUCUGCCUGACUCUCCGUGCUCACGGAUCCCUCACACCGUCACACUGCUGUCCAUUCCAGCCUCCACAGAUGGAAAGCGUGGCUUCUCUCUGUCCAUCGAUCCGGGAAGCAGCCCGAACGGCUACGGCACCGACUACAACCCCACAGUCCGUGUGUCCCAGGUGGAUUCCGAGUGCAUCAGUCCUGACGUGAAGAACACCAUACAUGUUGGUGACCGUAUCCUGGAGAUCAAUGGGACCCCCAUCAGGAACGUUCCUGUUGAUGAGAUUGAUUUGCUCAUUCAAGAGACCAGUCGCCUCCUGCAGCUCACCAUCGAACACGACCCCCUUGACCCUGAGAUCCCCAGCAGCCCUUUUGAGUACGAGGUGGACGGCCCGAGCCCCCUGCCCGAGAGACACAGCCCGGUUCCCCCGAUCACACAACCGCCGAACCACGACAUGAACAACCUGCGUUCACGCGUGAUCACGCGGAGCUUCAGUAUCGAUAAGUCACCGUGCUCCAGUAACGCUGCGUCCCCGAUGUCCCUGAGGAAGGACAUCGGACGCUCGGAGUCGCUCCGUGUCGUGACAAACCGCACGCACAGGAUCUUCCGACCCUCCGAUCUCAUCCAUGGAGAAGUGCUGGGAAAGGGCUGCUACGGUCAGGCUAUUAAGGUGACCCACAAGGAGACCGGUGAGGUGAUGGUGAUGAAGGAACUCAUCCGAUUUGACGACGAGACCCAGCGGACUUUCCUUAAAGAGGUCAAAGUAAUGAGAUGCCUGGACCACCCCAACGUCCUCAAGUUCAUCGGGGUUCUCUACAAAGACAAGAGGCUGAACUUCAUUGCUGAGUACAUCAAAGGAGGCACCCUGAGGGAGAUCAUUAAGAAAAUGGACAGUAAUUAUCCCUGGAACCAGAGAGUGAGUUUUGCCAAAGACAUUGCGUCUGGGAUGGCCUACCUUCAUUCCAUGAACAUCAUCCACCGUGAUCUCAACUCCUACAACUGUCUGGUCCGAGAGAACAACAGUGUCGUGGUGGCAGACUUUGGGCUCGCGCGCCUGAUGGUAGAAGACAAGAACCAGGACAAACUUGGAAAGCUUCAGGGUGUGAAGAAACCUGACAGAAGGAAGAGAUACACCGUGGUGGGAAACCCGUACUGGAUGGCGCCGGAAAUGAUCCAUGGAAAGAGCUACGACGAGAAGGUGGACAUCUUUUCCUUCGGCAUCAUGCUGUGUGAGAUUAUUGGGCGAGUCAAUGCAGAUCCGGACUACUUACCCCGAGCCAUAGACUUUGGCCUGAACGUGAAUGGAUUCCUGGAGCAUUAUUACCCUGCAGAUUGCCCCCGCUCUUUCUUCCCCCUGGCUGUCCUGUGCUGUGACCUGGAUCCUGAGAAACGACCUGCUUUUGCGAAGCUGGAGGAAUGGCUUGAAAAGCUAAAGAUGCACUUGGACAUGCGUUUCUCACUGGUUUCUGAGCUGGAGCAGGUCCAUCUAGACUUCUGGCAGAAGCAUCCACCUGAGGAGAACAAGCUGUCCGCUCAUCGAGAGCAGACGGAAUAGCCAAUCAGGGUCUGAGCUCAUGGUGUUCAUUCCCAAUGUUGUGAAAAACCUGCUGGAUAAGGAAGGAGUGUUUGGGCGAAGGAGCAGGUCCGUGCUAUCGGACUGGCAUUCGGUGAUGAGCUCUUCUUAACUGGAGGUCCGUAGCAGGAUUCGGAGCACAUCUUUGGUGGAAAUUUGGUGGGUUUUGAAGAAUCGUUCUUCUGAACUGCAGGACAUCAUUCCUCUACCGUCACUGUCACUUUAGCUUCUCCAGCAUCUCAUCAGAGUUCUUGACAUCCACUAUUCACACCUCUGAACUGAAUUCUCGAUGUCAUGGACAGUUACGAAGUCGUAUAUUCAUCUACUUUUCAUUUGAACCGUGUAAAAAGGACCCGUUUUCUAGAGACGCCGCGUUCCGCAAGCCAAAUAAGAAAGAGAGUCACCUUUGUAAAUGAUCCGUUCUUCUGUCCCGCUUGUUGUUUGGCGGUGAACGCGAGAUGAAACCGAGAUGAAGGAGUGUGUACAAAAUGCUUCCCUUUAGUUUCCUCUUUCAACCCGUGUAGCUUUGACGAUGUUUAGUCUACAACAGGGGCGUCAAACUCCUUUCGAAUAACGGGCCGCGACGCACCCCGUAAGCCGACCGAGCCGAUGACGUCAUCAGCAACCUUCUAAACGUGUCAAUUUAAUCCGAAUACACAAAAAGAUCAAACAGAAAAUAGAUAAACAUCCAAAAACUAUUCUAAUGUUGGUUUUACCAUUCUGUGCCUUGCAUGAGUAUUUACCGUCCUUCUAAUCAUUUUUUACGUCUUACAACCCAAAACUAGUGCAUUUUGGGUGAGAACGGGGGAUUUUUUAUUUGUUUUUAAACAAAUAUAACUAUGGUUGCAUAAGUAUUCGCUCCCAUGGCUAUGAAACCCCUAAACGACUCAUGAGUCAUUACGAUUCAUGGUUACGGCUUUCUAAUGAACGGACGAUGACGUGUCUUUAGCACAUUUUAAUGUAGCUACAUCUACGACCAUGAGUUUAAUACUAAUACAGUAUUUUACACGUUUUCUCAUCAUGUUACGAUCCGCAAGACGAUUUCACGUGACUUAAAACGCACGUUAGGGUCAUAGGUUUGACUCCCCUAAUGUAAAACAAGGUACACUCUCCUUUAGGUACAUCAUACUGUCUCGACCCUAAACAUAGUGUAUAUACCUAAUUACUUAUUGUACAUCUUUUACAUUGUACAGACAUUAUUUUAUAUACAGUUAUGACAUUGCCAUAUUUUUCUUGGCCUGUGGGUCGAAAUGAAAGACCGAGAGACUUUCUUUCCAUUCGUAACAGGGACAUGUGUCCUUAUAGAGGCUUCUAUAGGUGUCCGGGGGUCUUGUGUAUUUUUUUUUCCUUUAAAUGUCUGGCUUUGGUGAAUGUUUUAUUUGCUCAUAAUCUGUUUUAUUUCGUUUGUAAUAUUACACACUGUAACAUUUAGAUUUCACAAUCAGCUGCAGAAACGUCGAGACGACGGCGGGUUCACGAUCGACUUGUUCCAUGUUAGAAUCAGGAUGGUGUUUAAAUAUAUAUAUAUAUAUAAAGUAUGUUAGAAAAGAAAAUGAAUCUGUUCCAAUGCCGCUCUUGUGGCUUUAGUCCGUCGCCGCCUCAGUGAUGUUCGCCUGCGUCUCACUAGUAUGUGAAACUCCCUAUGGGAGACGUCCUGUUUACAUGAACUUGCUGCCUGUAAAUACUGUAUGUCUGUUUAUGUGGUCAAACUCAGCUAUUUUCCUGGUUCCUCUUUCACCGCUCGUCCCGUUGGGGAUCAUCCGCACGGUGCCUCGGGAUCCUCCACAAAUUCGGCUGUUCUUCUAACUCAGAAAAUGCUGUUUUUCUGGAAGUAAACACGGCGAAGGACUGCGUGCGGAUGGCGGUCACGGGCCGACGGAUGUAAAAAGAGAUCUUUUAUGUACAGAACCACAAAAAAGUUUUGUAUAGAUUUUCCACCGAUUUUCAUUUGCACUAAAUACGGAAACGGCGCAGAAGAAAACCGGCGCUUUUUUUUUCCCUUUCCUAACGGUUACAGAAAAACGGAUCGUGUUCUGAUUCUUAUACGAAUAAAAAAGACACCGAAAGUCUUUUUGUAAAAAAAAAAAAAAAAAAGAAAGAAAGAAAAAAAGUCAUGAGAUGAGUGUGAGAUACUUUGCAAGUGGUGUGUGUGUGUGUGUGUGUGUGUGUGUGUGUGUGUGUGUGUGUGUGUGUGUUCAUGUGCGGGGCAUCUACUGUACAUAAGACAUUCCAUUCAUGACCGUGUUAGACGUCUCUUUCCACUUCGUCGUUCUCCCGAUGCACUACUGUACCGUACGUCGUGUCACGUAAAGGGAGAUCGUAGGCCAGCUCUAUUUUUUCCGUUUACUGAUUAUAUUCUAUAUACUUAUUUUUGCUGAAACCUAUAAAAGCCAUAUUUUCCCUUCGAUGGGACUUGGCAUCGCGUCGUAAUAAGCCGGAGUGUGUGAAAAUGCUCACAUUUACUACAUGUAAAAUACUGUAUAUGAAUAUGCAAUAGUAGAAGAGAAGAAAAGAAAAACAAAAAUAAUCUUAAAUAUACAUUUCUGGGUCAUUUGGAUUCUGUGACUGUUUUAUUACAUCAUGAUGAUAUUUCAGUACUGAAACUGUAAGCGUUCGUUUGGAGUUUAUUACACGGGGGUUUGGAGCUUAUGGGCUCUUUUGCUGCCUAAAGAAAGAUCCUUUGUGAAAGAUGUUGUGUUUUAUAACGACUGCUUAAAAAACGUCAUUUUCACUGAAUGCUGCUUCACCUCCAUUCAAAGCACUCGAUGUCCUAGUCUAGUAUUGCACCUCGAUAGUCCAGCUCAGGGCAUCAUCACUAAGACAAAACAAGUUAUUACUCGUAUUAGUAUUACACUUAAAGUACAGUAAAAUACGGAACAUGCACGCUCGGCUCUUCGACGAUACACGAUUUAUACAGCAAAGUGUACAUUUUGAUCCAUGUGACAGUGUAUGGCAUGUAAUCUGGAUGUUUCCACCUUUACGUCAAGCAUGAUGACCGUGAGCUUAUACGUACGUGCGAAUGCUGCAGCAGUCCUUCUUCUUUGCAAAGGAUCGUUUUACCUCUGAAUAUUGCUGUGCCUUUGUUUUAAGCUAGUCUUGCCAACGAAUUGCAGAGCAUUUAGUAUUUUAGUUUCAUUUUUAUUUUAAGCCUGACCAAUUUGAGUUCAUGUCGUUUCUGAUCUGUUGAUACGAGUCUUCCUGUUGCUUUCUAUAUUUAUGCUGUAUUCUCCAUAUAUUCGUUGUCUGUUUUUUUGUUGUUUUUUUGGUAUUUAGUUUUAUGCUUUGUUUUAAUUUAAUAUUCGUACACAAGCUGUGAAAAAAAAAACAUAUUCUGCACUUUAAAAUUCUGGCCAUAAAAAUCCAAGGAGUCGACUAUAUUUGAUUGCAGCUGGAAUAAAACUGCCGCUCCUUAACUGUC
This is a messenger RNA of Tachysurus fulvidraco (yellow catfish), 5588 nucleotides long. It is a transcript of the gene limk1a, whose product is annotated as LIM domain kinase 1a. The record is from RefSeq and is a predicted model, not a curated record. Gene Ontology annotation, biological process: actin cytoskeleton organization; positive regulation of stress fiber assembly; protein phosphorylation. Gene Ontology annotation, cellular component: neuron projection; cytoplasm; nucleus. The coding region runs from base 230 to 2152 and encodes 640 amino acids. Gene Ontology annotation, molecular function: protein serine/threonine kinase activity; protein binding; ATP binding. The transcript is spliced from 15 exons. NCBI's taxonomy places the organism in Eukaryota, Metazoa, Chordata, Actinopteri, Siluriformes, Bagridae.